Penicillium soppii is the source of this 1782-nucleotide messenger RNA. Its product is annotated as tRNA modification GTPase. Gene Ontology annotation, cellular component: cytoplasm; mitochondrion. The record is from RefSeq and is a predicted model, not a curated record. Bases 1 to 1782 code for a protein of 593 amino acids. Gene Ontology annotation, molecular function: GTP binding; GTPase activity; protein binding. Gene Ontology annotation, biological process: tRNA methylation; tRNA wobble uridine modification. The transcript is spliced from 2 exons. Lineage: Eukaryota; Fungi; Ascomycota; Eurotiomycetes; Eurotiales; Aspergillaceae.
AUGCGCAUGCGAGCAUUCCGACUCUUGCGUCGGGUCAGCCCAUCAGUGAGCCAACCAUGGCCAGCUAGUCGACCGCAACCCUCACCAAAGACAUAUAUCCGACAUCAUGGCCUUUUCUGUGAAUCGGCACCGAGAAGCCCCAGCCAAGCUCGAGCAUUCUCGUCCACACGCUCAACCAAAUUUAUGCUAGAUGGAGACUCUACAAUCUAUGCACUUUCUACAGCACCAGGUCGCGCAGCAAUUGCCGUCGUGCGCAUAUCCGGACCGGCCUGCGUCCCGAUAUACAAAAGUCUCUGUCCGAACACAUCUCUCCCUAAUCCCCGUUACGCAGCACUUCGCACUCUCUACGACCCAACCCAACCCCCAACGCCAAAAACAGUACUCGACGCGGGCGCCUUAAUUCUGUACUUUCCCUCCCCACGAACCGUCACAGGCGAAGACAUCUUAGAACUACACCUCCACGGCGGCCCGGCAAUCACCAAAGCCGUCCUAUCGGCAAUCGCCUCAACGAACACACCCACUCUCUCCGUCCGCUAUGCCGAACCAGGCGAAUUUACCCGCCGAGCAUUCAUGAAUGACCGCCUCAGCCUCCCACAGAUCGAAGCCCUCGGCGACACUCUAUCGGCUGACACAGAACAGCAGCGACGGCUGGCGGUGCGCGGAUCCAGCGAUGUCCUCGUGCGCCGAUACGAGGCCUGGCGCCAGGGCCUACUGUAUGCGCGCGGGGAGCUGGAAGCGUUGAUUGAUUUCUCCGAAGACCAGCACUUCGACGAGUCGACCGAGGAGCUGGUUUCGUCUGUCGCGGCGCAGGUGCGGGCUUUGACUGUGCAGAUUGGAUUCCAUAUUAGGAAUGCUUCGCGUGGGGAGCUGCUGCGAAAUGGGAUCCGGGUUGCUUUGCUUGGGGCGCCGAAUGCGGGGAAGAGCUCGCUGCUUAACCGGGUUGUUGGGAAGGAGGCGGCUAUCGUUAGUACUGAGCAAGGGACUACGCGCGAUAUUGUUGAUGUCGGGGUUGAUCUUGGUGGGUGGUUUUGUAAACUUGGGGACAUGGCGGGGAUUCGAGCGGAUGGGUCUGGGGAUGUUGUUAUUGGGGCUGUUGAAAAGGAGGGGAUACGGAGGGCUAGAGCUAGGGCAUUGGAGUCGGAUGUUGUGGUUGUGGUUGUUUCGUUGGAGGACACUGCUUCUGGUGCUCGGCUUUCGGUUGAGCCGGAGGUUCUCGAUGCUGUUAAUGACUGUGUUGAGGCGGGCAAGUGUCUCGUUGUGGCGAUCAACAAGUGUGACAAGCUUCACACUGCUCUGGACGGCGAUGUGCCUCUACCCUUGUUCCAUCUCAUCCGUGAUAUCUUCCCCGCUGUCCCGGCGAACCGCGUAUUUGCCAUUUCCUGCGAACAGGCCAGACGCGGAGAAUCGGCUACUACCACAGAUCCCGGGAACCUACAGGCCUUUCUACGUGGUCUAAUCGCAACUUUUGAAGAAAUUGCUUCGCCGCUCGGCGUGGACGGAUCUGAGCAAUAUGAUCUUUCAUAUUGGGAAGAUUCUCUAGGCGUGACCCAUCGCCAAAGUUCUAAUUUACAAAUAUGUCUCGAUCAUCUGGAUGAUUUCCUGUCCCAGGCAUCUUCAGCUGACCCCGUCCCCGGGAAUGAACCCAACCAUGACGAGUCCGAAAUCGACAUCGUCACCGCCGCAGAGCAUCUACGCUAUGCGGCCGAUAUGCUGGCAAAGAUCACGGGCAAGGGCGAGAGUGGUGAUGUUGAGGAUGUGUUGGGUGUUGUUUUUGAGAAGUGA